CGUCCGCCACGGCGCACCUUUCCAUCUCAACAUCGACAGUCAAUGCCUCUUUCUCGUGAGUUGACCUCGCAGUUCGACACGGGCAACAUCAAUAUCCCCCGCAUGGACUACAUAGUUGAAAGCGCCACUAGUGGCAUUUCGACCUCGAGAUCGGUUGUUGCUUCUAUUUUGGCAACACCUGCGGAAACGCACGCUACGCGGCCCCGCCCGCCCGCCUCUGGGGAGACAGUCGACGGCCGAAAGUGCCACAAGGCGAUCCAAUCAGUCACAACCAACCACGCUCCAGGACCUGGCACAGCGGAGAGCAUGGCUGGCACAGCCCCCUCUAUUGGCCGGCCUCUGCGUAUCUACUACCACCCAGAGAUCCAACGAGCCCGCCACCAAGCAAGCUCAAUGCUUGCAUUAGGACACAUUGGAGCAUGGCAUGGCAUAUCAACUGCGGCACGGCAACAUCGUCCAAACUCAUGCACAAGAUGGCGCGCCCGGUUACAUGUUUCGACAAUUGAAUUAUCGCAGACAGAACGAGCCCUCUUGCGGCGAAUAGCACACGUGUCUGUGCUCCUCCGAGGUACGGUCCGGCUUCGAGCAUGAAGAGAUCAGAUUAGGAAUGCUGCAGUCGUAGUCCUGAAGCUGGAAGCGGGAAAGACCUCGGAGCAGCAUACAGGCGCUUCUGGGUGUCAAAGCGUGAUUUCAAAAACGGCACCGGCCACUCCCAGACUACAUUGGCCGUUCCUGAAUGCACAAGAGCCCUGCAAUAUCCCAAAUUAGACGAUGUGGCAUGGUGGCUUGAAUCGGAUGCAAGAAGUGGUGGUCCCCAUGAGCCCCCUCGGCUGGCGUCUAGCAACCAAUGCAAGCGACCAACGGGCCAGAGCAUUGGAAUGAGGCUCACCAACAUAUCAGUCAACAGGUCAAAGGAUCUUGCUGAGCACGCACAAUGUUGAGUUGCGAGCAUAUUGUGACCAAGGUGCACGCGAGUGGCCUGACAUUUCGU
Messenger RNA from Microdochium trichocladiopsis, 991 nucleotides. RefSeq lists its product as uncharacterized. Lineage: Eukaryota; Fungi; Ascomycota; Sordariomycetes; Xylariales; Microdochiaceae. The record is from RefSeq and is a predicted model, not a curated record. The transcript is spliced from 2 exons. Bases 43 to 591 code for a protein of 182 amino acids.